Myiozetetes cayanensis is the source of this 1656-nucleotide messenger RNA. RefSeq lists its product as uncharacterized. The transcript has a single exon. Bases 542 to 1537 code for a protein of 331 amino acids. NCBI's taxonomy places the organism in Eukaryota, Metazoa, Chordata, Aves, Passeriformes, Tyrannidae. The record is from RefSeq and is a predicted model, not a curated record.
CUGGGACCCCGUGGCUCCGCCGGACCGUCACAGCCAGCGCAGCCCCACCGCAGUGGGGUCACACUGCUGGCACCCCGGGCUCUGCUGGGGACCCCUGGGGUCCCUUGGCUUUCCCCUGCUCUGGUGGGGAUGGGUGCCAGCCGGAGGCCGUGCAGCACGGUCCCUGCUCCUCACAGGAGCGUGUUUAGGGACAGCCCUGCCUGUCGUGGAAUGCUGUGGCCAUGCUGCUGGGCCUCCAGCAGCUGUGAGGAGCCAGGCAGGGGCUGUGGAGCUGUGCAGGGCUUCUGCAGGCUCUGACUGGGGUCUGUGCUGUCCUUUUGUCCCCCAGCUGGGUGGGGCAGCGCUUGGCCCCUCCAGCUCCAGUGACCGUGGGGGUGACCGUGGCCGUGUGUGUGGCCGCAGAAGGUGGCCCUGCUCUUUAGGGGAUCCUCGGGGAUACCUCGAGCAAUUAGGCACCAGCGUUGGGCAUGUGGAGGUUCUCCGCUGUCCCCUGACUGCUGAGGGUACAGGGCUGUGCUGGCAGGUGCUGGCACUGUCUGGCAUGGAUGGUGACAGAGAGGGGAGUGCUGUGUCCCCAGGGUCUGUCUGCCCUGCUCGUGCUGUGGGGUGGCUGUGGUGGCCCCGGCUGUACCUGGUGGGGCUGUGUGCAGGUGUUGUGUUCCUGGUUGUACCUGGCCAGGCUGUGUACAGAUGUUGUGUGCCAGGCUCUCUGUACUGGCACCACGUGCCUGGUGCCACGUGUGUAGCUGGCUGGGCUGUGUGUACAGGCACCACGUUCUGGGUACACCUGUCCAGGUGCCGUGUGUGGCACACUUGGGGACAGCCCCACGUGUCUGUGGUGCAACACCCAGAAGGGUCUGGCAAGAGGACACCUUCCCCUGCCACCUCCUGCAGGGAUGUGCUGCUGGAGCUGCUGCCAGCUCUCACUCACCAAUGUCCCACCUCCACCAGCCCAGAGCUCCCCUGGCUGUUUUGUCUGGAGGAGCCUGGGGAGAUUGCAGCACUCUGUGGAGGUGUUGCCAGCCACCAGCACCCUCAUGGCACUGCCAUACUGACCCAGCACCACUGUGACAUUGUCUUGUGUCUGUCUGGACCUCACCCUGCUCCCCAGGGUGGCUGCUUGCCAGUGCCGCCGAGAUCUCUGGUAACCCUGCUCCCCAUUCCCAGGACUGUUUUUGGGGAGACUGUUGUAGCAUGGUCCAGGAGCAGCCCUGCCUCCCCAAGGAUCAGAUCCCUGCAUGAUCCCAGCAUGACCCUGUGGGGUUUGGACACUGCCAUGACGAAUGCCAGUGCUGCGUGUCAUGUCCCCAGACACCAGCAUCUCCCCUGGCCUCAGUUUGUGCCAUGUCCCUGGACUCCAGCAUCUCCCUGGCCCCACUCUGUGCCGUGUCCCUGGACUCCAGCAUCUCCUGCCCCACUCUGUGCCAUGUCCCUGGACUCCAGAAUCUCCCUGGCCCCACUCUGUGCUGUGUCCCUGGACUCCAGAAUCUCCCUGGCCCCACUCUGUGCCGUGUCCCUGGACUCCAGCAUCUCCUGACCCCACUCUGUGCCGUGUCCUCCCGCUCCCACCCCAGUGCCCCGGCACAGCCGUGCAUGCUGCAUGUGGGGGGCCUGGCCCCGGCCCUGGGACCUUAAUGCCCUUGUGUCUUUUCCCUC